AAAGAAGUUCAACACCAUAUAACGCUAUCCAGAAAGAAAUACAUAUUCUUGCUCAUUUUAUAGUUCUGUGACAUGUAUCAUAUAAUCGAAUUAAAUUGCAUAAUUUAAUUUACAUUUUUAUCCUCAAUGCUUUUAUCCAGGAGGUUGUUGCUCGUUAGCGGCGCUCGCUAACCGGAAGUGACGUCUGGGUUUGAUGAUGGAGGGCAGCAGCGUCUAUGUUCGGGAAAGAGGCAAACUUUGGCGCGUGUGUGACCUCGCCGUGGCUCCAGCGGCCCCCCCGGCUGGCACGCGGGCAGAAUCCCGCGCGCCGACAGACAAUCAUUGCAGAAUGAGUUCCCGCGCAGAGGGAAGCCUCCACACGUCUCUGUUUCAGAUCACGCUGUCGUUCGUCGUUGACCACAUCCAUCUCGUGGAGUCGCUGGUUGGUUUCCCGGAACAAAUCGGACGUGAGGUGUUUGCGGCUGCGGCCGCAGGUCACGUGUUUUCCCGCCCAAACUCCGCUAAAGCGCUGCGGUUGUUCGCUGAUGCUUACGGAGACCUGCUGCUCGGAUCCCUGUGCCUCAGGCACCGGUUCCCGCUCCUGCACGAGCGCAUGGAGGAGAUCAGAGCGUUCCGCUGCCUGAAGUCUCUGGACCUGUUCGGCUGCAGGCUCGGUGACCAUCAUGAGAUCUUCCAGCACGUGACGUCACUGCCAAACAGCUUGGUCCAGCUCUCCGUGGGCGGGAACGGCCUUUCGGAUUCAGGCCUGCAGAGACUGACGGCUCCGGUCCGGAUGAGGCGGUCGGGUCUGGACGGUCUCCGGGUUCUGGAUGUUUCCUACAAUCCCGUCUCGGAGAAGGCCCUCAGGUACCUCACCUGCCUCACGAAGCUGUCCCAGCUGGACGUGUCUCAGACUGAGAUGAGGAUCAGCGCCGGGUUACAGAGAACCAUGUGGGCCGUGCUGGGCCUGCUGCACUCACACACACCUCUGGACCUCUUCAACCAUUCUGGAUGUAGAACUGGAGGCUGGGCAGAGCAGGUAGUGGAUCAGUGGGAAGCGAUUGGAUCAGAGACGCCACCGCAGAAGACCGUGGAGGAGUCCCGGAGGUCGGCGCUUUGCUUCUCAGAUGGAAGACAGAGGUGGAUCAGAGAGGGGCGGAGCUCCUGCGGCCCGGUUGAUGGGGGUGUGGAGGAGGACCCGAGCCGAGCGGAGCUGCAUUUCUACAGACCCUCGACGGGCGGCGCGGAGGAGCCGCCGUCUGUCGCCGUCAGUCCUCCGGAGGAAGCUCCCCGGCGCCAUCAGCAAAAACGAAAGCAGCAUCCAGGAGAGCGCGGCGUCUCCCAAAGCCCCCCCAGGAAACGCAGCUUCCCCUCUGCUCUGACUGCAGAGGACAUGGAGCUGCUGCGCAGCUACUGAAGCAUGCAGACCUGCAGCAUUCCACGCAGCUAAACACCAGAGCAGCGUCACCGCCACAAACAACAACAACUGAGUUUGAAGUCUUUAUUUUAGCAGGUAAUAAGCAGAAGAUCCUGAAGGAGGAUAGAAAACAGGAAUCACUGCAACCAAAGGAUUCAUCCAAACCGUCUGCAGACAUCAAAGGCAGCAGCGAGGCUGCAGGAAUGCUUUACAAUCACAGACGUUUAAGGAAAUAAAACCAGAACUAAGA
Oryzias melastigma (Indian medaka) is the source of this 1646-nucleotide messenger RNA. RefSeq names its product leucine rich repeat containing 42 (gene lrrc42). The record is from RefSeq and is a predicted model, not a curated record. The transcript is spliced from 7 exons. Bases 194 to 1396 code for a protein of 400 amino acids. NCBI's taxonomy places the organism in Eukaryota, Metazoa, Chordata, Actinopteri, Beloniformes, Adrianichthyidae. Gene Ontology annotation, molecular function: protein binding.